CAAACGCAUCAAUUACUUCAUUCAUUUCAAUCUGCUUCCACUAUUGAACAUACAUACAUUUAUCAUUUCUAGUGUAUAUCUACCGUUAAACUGAAGUGUAUAAAUACUUGUAUUUCCAAAUUAAUAAAUCAUCAUGGACCCCAACGCAUUCCCACCAGAGCUCCGAGAUAAAAUCCAAUGGGCCGGGAAUGAUGUGUUGACGUAUCGUGAUGCGUACACGCACAUGAAAAACCCACCCACGCAGCCUGGGUACGGAACGCCUCCAGGGAAUUACCAUCCACACGGGAAUGGUGUCUGGGCCGGUGUUCCUAAUAACUCGUAUGCGCAGUCCCAAUAUCCCCCCAGCACAUCUUUCUAUCCGCAGUCCUCAGCCUACGAAGAGAGUGUCUACGAAACCGGAUCCGAAGCCGGGUCGGACCAGAACACGGUCAGGGGUCUCUCUCGGACUAACAGCAAUAGGUCUCGGUCGCAUGUUGGAGGCAGCCAGAGCCGGGGCCAAAGUCCAUUGUCAAGCCAGGUGACUGCUAGUGGACCGCCGAGUCAUUCAUCAUGGAGACCGCCUUUCGCAUCCCACUUUGGGAGUGAUCGGGGCUCCGCCAGCUCGAGCCGGGCAGAAACGCUCACCUUGCCACUAACAAGGGCCAACGUAAGUGCAGUAUCAGAGGCGUCCCAGCGCCUAUACCCAACACCGUCACAGCUGUACAACAUGAGACCGGUCUCACGCGGCGCACCGUCACAAGGCAGUAGCGCACGUCAAUAUCGCGACCAAGCGGGCUCUCCAGGCCCCGGGAGACAGGGCCAUCGACGAAGUAGCUUUGUGGACAGCGUAGAUGGUGGGGCCCCCCUUUGGCCUUCGGGGUCGAGGAGAAGUGGUGCUUAGAUGGUCGCUUAAAUAGGUACCUAUAUAAGUAUAUAAAGAAGUGUAUAUAGGGAAGUGAUAGACUUCCUAGAGC
This is a messenger RNA of Daldinia decipiens, 953 nucleotides long. RefSeq lists its product as uncharacterized. The record is from RefSeq and is a predicted model, not a curated record. Lineage: Eukaryota; Fungi; Ascomycota; Sordariomycetes; Xylariales; Hypoxylaceae. The transcript has a single exon. The coding region runs from base 134 to 880 and encodes 248 amino acids.